This is a messenger RNA of Varanus komodoensis (Komodo dragon), 7864 nucleotides long. RefSeq names its product ATM interactor (gene ATMIN). NCBI's taxonomy places the organism in Eukaryota, Metazoa, Chordata, Lepidosauria, Squamata, Varanidae. The transcript is spliced from 4 exons. Gene Ontology annotation, cellular component: nucleus. The record is from RefSeq and is a predicted model, not a curated record. Bases 100 to 2283 code for a protein of 727 amino acids. Gene Ontology annotation, molecular function: transcription cis-regulatory region binding; DNA-binding transcription factor activity, RNA polymerase II-specific. Gene Ontology annotation, biological process: regulation of transcription by RNA polymerase II.
AGGCCCUCCGUGACGGAGCUUUCGCGGGCCGUGCGGAGCAACAUCCUGUGCACCGUGCCCGGCUGCGGCAAAGUGCUGCCCAACCCGCCCGCGCUGAGCAUGCACCUCAGCAAGGCCCACCGCGUGCAACAGGAUGGAAAAACAAAUUCUGCAAUAAGGAAAGACUUGAAAACAUCACGGAAAUACUACUGUUGUCCCAUUGAAGGUUGUCCUAGGGGACCAGAAAGGCCUUUUUCACAAUUUUCUCUUGUAAGGCAGCAUUUCAUGAAGAUGCAUGCUGAAAAGAAGCAUAAAUGUGAUAAAUGUAGCAAUUCCUAUGGCACCAUAUGGGAUCUAAAGCGACAUAUUGAGGAUUGUGGCAAGACUUUCCAGUGUACUUGUGGGUGCCCCUAUGCCAGCAGGACCGCAUUAUUGUCUCAUAUUUAUAGGACACAGCAUGAGAUCCCUGUUGAACACAGGGAUCCACCUAGUAAGAAAAGAAAAAUUGAAACUUCACUAUCAAGUAAGCUGUUGGGGGAGAACGUUAAAGAAGCCUCUGCUCGUGUUCACAGCAGAUACACUAGCACUAAAGACUUGGAGAUGCCUGAGAUCAAACCAGCAGCUUCCUUUGAAGAUUCCAGCCGUUCCUGUACCACUAAGCAAACACAAACGCAGCCAAAAAAUGCACCAAAGUUGCUUCUGCCAAAGCCCAAAGUGGCUUUGGUUAAACUUCCUGUAAUGCAGCUUACUCACUUGCCUAUCUUUGUAUCAGCCCCUGAAUCUUCUGUCAAACCUGUUGUAGUUGCUGUUGAUGACAAAGGCUCUGUUAUGAGUACUGUUCAUUUGAUGCCUCUGCCAGUAGGAAUUAUGAUGCCUGCCCUGGAGGCUGAAACAUUUGUAUUUAAAGACACUCUAACCUUUUCAAAAACCAAAAAUACUGGCAAUGUGGAGCCAGUUAGCACAGGUAUCCAGGUCAAUUUGGAUAAAGUCACAUCAAGUAAUACAAUUCGUGGUCUGGAAGCCAUAUGCUACAAGAAUGGAAUUUGUUCCACCAAUGUACAAACGGACUUAUCUUAUAUUUCACAGAACCUUGUGCCCUCUGCAGCCUGGACUCCUGAUUCCUCAGUGUCUUCUUGUUCUCAGACAGAUCUGACAUUCAGUUCACAAGUUUUGUUGCCAGUUAAUGUACAGACUCAGACCCUGCUGCCCACUUCAAAGCCAACUUCCUCCAUUGCUGCUCAGACAGAUGCACUUGCCCAGUCUUGUCUGCAGUCCUGUGGAAUUUCUCGAGAGACUCAGACCAGGAAGUCACAGAAAAGUACUCAUGGGAGAGUACAAAUGGACCAGGCGGUCAUGUGCAGUGAUCUUUUUGACAGUGUUAAUUCUUCAUUUAAUGAUGAACCAAAUUCAGUGGUUCUCCCAAGCAGCAACUUGAUGGCUACAGGCCUGGAUCAAAGUUUGCUGCAAAGAGGGAGCUGCAAAUCUUUGAAUCAAGACACUAAGUGUGACCCAAUUAUCAAUUUCAAUUCACAGAAUAAUAUUCUCCCACACCAAGUUAUGACAGACAAUCAGACACAGACUAUGAAGUUACUGAAUGAUCUGGAAACUAUUUUUUCGAGCAGUACAGCUGGGCAGUCAUUGGAUAACCGUAGUCUUUUAACCGAUACUAGCUCUAAUUCUGACACGCCUUCUGGUCCUGCACAGAACUCAGGAAUAGAUUUUGACAUAGAGGAUUUCUUUUCAGCUUCGACUAUCCAGACUCAGACAGAAGAGACUGAACUUGGUAGCCUGCAUUCUGAGCCUGUCCUGGAAUCCCUAGAUAUUGAAACUCAAACAGAUUUAUUUUCAGAUAAUGCCACACAGUCCUAUACCUGCAGAGCUAAUCCCAAUUUCUUAGGCUUGGAGAUGUUUGACACACAGACUCAGACAGACCUAAAUUUCUUCUUAGAUAGUCCCUACCUACCUUUGGGGAAUAUCUUGAAGCAGUCUGCUUUCUCUAUGAGCACUGACUCGUCUGAUACAGAAACACAGACAGAAGUGCCAUUUCAUGAGAGAAAUGCUUCUAAUCAAAUCGCAGAGAGCAAAGUCCAGCUGAAUAGUGCUGAAACGCAGACCAUGGAUAGUGGUUUUGAAACUCUAGGCAGCUUAUUCCUUACCAGCAACGAGACCCAGACAGCGAUGGAUGAUUUUUUGUUGGCUGACCUAGCCUGGAAUACAAUUGAGUCACAGUUCAGUUCAGUCGAAACACAGACUUGUGCAGAAUUGUGCUCUUUGUGGCAAGGUUCAGAAAAAGCCAGCCAUUGAGUGUGGUUCUCAAGUUCUAUCUUAUCUGAAAAUUAAGUGGUGUGUGGGUAGGUGUAACUGACAUUGGCGUUAGGUCUGCUGAAUGUAAUUCACCAUAUACAGUUGGUUUACAAAGAUGUCAUACAGUAAGAUAUUUAAGUGUUGUGUGUUGUUACUAAACUGAAUCCUACGUGGCUAUGUUCAUUGUAGUGUGUAAAUGUACGUUUGAACACUUCAUAACUGCUAGUUAGUUGGUUCAUGCCUCUACUAUUUUUUUUAACCCAGAAUUUUAAAAUUGUAGUCCUUAGUUAUGUCUGUACUCUGAACUUGCAACUAAGGCUGUAGUUCUUUACUUAAUUAUUACUGAGAAACUCCACCACACAGAGUAGAAUUUCAGAAUGGAAACUUUAGGCAUAGGAUUACACCGUAUUCUUUUAAAAAAUUGGACCACAAGCGAGUUGUUUUUUGUUUUGUUACUGCGCAGUGUCAUUUCUUUUUGUUCCUUAUGUUGGAAUUGGUUGUCAUAAUUAUUGUAAAGCAGCUACAUCAUGGUUGUGCCCAUCAGUUCCUUCCGAUUCGUUCUUCAGCGUAUUGAUUUGUUCACGCAUGAGCAGGGGAACAAAGGCAUGUCAGGGGCAUGGCGCCACACCUGCUCUUCCUGCCCCCUUGGCCCCAGAGCUGAAGAAGGGGUCUGCGUCACUGCAGCCAGACUGGUGAUUGAGGAGGUGGCGCGCUCAUGCGCAGAGAUGUGGGGAUGGGGACAGCCUGCCCAGGGUUCCAAGGCAGGAUUCUGCAGACUUAGAGAGGCAUCUCAGUCAUUGCAUUAUUCAGUGUAGUCACUCUUGUGAAAUGCAACCACAGUAUCCAAACCGGUUCUUGUUUUUUCUGACUUCUCAUACUUCAAGUUCAGCUUUGUGCUUCAGGCCAUGAAUGGGAGGGCACUUGAAUUUUGAAGCUACCAUGUUAAUAAAAUUUCCCAUAUACUUGGUUUUUAAAAUGGGGAAAAUCUGUCUGGGUUGAUCAUGGAUUUAAUAUUCUUGCAAUGAUGUUGGCAUCCUAAUACAAUUUCAGCUUCGAACUCUUACCGCAUAUCACAAUUGCCGCAGGCAAGAGUUGCUCUCAAACUCCACACACAUAAGGAAAGGAGGGAGGACACCAAUUCAGAAAUUAAAGGAGGCCUCACAAGGUGCACCAUAUCUUAUUAUCUGGUCGCAGUGCAUUUUGAAGCAUCAGAUGGUCUUCAGAGGCAGAAGUUGAAACAGUCUGCUCUUCUGUGUGAGACUGCCUUGUUUAACAUACAUCUCCAAAAUGCAGGAAGUGUAAAUUCUUUCCAUUUGCACCUUCUGGAAGUCUUUUGUUCAAUUCCUCUUUUAAAUCUCAAGCUGCUGUCAGACAAUUAGUUUGGAAACAGCUUUAAGGCAAGCAGUAAAAAUGAGAUUCUGUCAGCUCAGAACAAGAUCCUAAUAGCUAAUACUGUUGUUCAGAGCAGCUAAUUUGUGUGUAAAGGCAGCCAUUAACCAAAGGCACCUUAUAUGCCAGUUGAGCUAUAGCUGUGAUGGUGAAUGAAUUAUUUGAAGCCCCAACCUCCUCCAAGAAGCCCUGCUGCUUUCCAAAGCCAAACCGAUAGAGGCUUUUGCCAGCCUUCAGUUCAAGGUAGUAACAGUCUACCAGCAUAGAUGUAUCAGCUCUUCAUCUUCCAAACUUCAAAGUCUGCAGACUUUGCAGCUGCUCACUAUUUGCAUUGAUGUUCUCUAGGGAAAAAAUAUCUGUUGCAUAGGAACAAUUCUGCAUUGCUUAUCUGCUCUCCACAUUAAUUGCAUACCAGGCUUGUUUCCCCCAAUGUUUCUUCGGCAGAAUGGUAUACUCAUUUCUCAGACUGCCAUGGAAGUAUGGAAAGAAAGUUGUGACUGGGUGAUAAAUGUAUAGAACACAUUUGGAAUAUGCUGCUGGAUUGAUUUAGCCAAAGAUGGGCAACAGUUUUCAGGUUCAUGCAAGCCCUUCUUUGCAGCUGCAUGGCACACCUUUCACAUAAUGCCUUGGUUGAUGCUGUUUAACAGCUGAUGGAAUCACAUUUGUUUUGUCAGAACCCAACAGUGGAGUGUGAGCGGAGUGUGUAUGCAUAGAACCACAUACACAGCAUGCAAGUUGUUUUGAUCUAAUGGAAAUUGCCAGUCCGUGGAGGUACUAGUAUAACUCCGUGGUCACAGGGAUGAAGCUGCCCUAGUUUAUUAUACACUUGGCAGAUGGGCAGGACAUGCUACAAAAUUUCUAGUCCCUGUGAGGCUUGGUGCAAGAGUUGCUCUUCCAGUGCCAAGCAAGUCCAGCUAGCUGAGGUAUGCUGCCUUGCAGUGGCCCUGGUGCAUUUUUCAUGACAAAAUUGAAGUGGACUUGAAUCGUGUGUCUGUGCUUGGAGGAUGUUGCAAACAUUUGGCGCUGAUGUGUGUGUGUUUGUGAAGCUCUCACCAAUGCAUACAGCUAGCCUUCUGUUUCAAAAAUAUAGUUCCACUGGUGCAGUGGUGCUUGUAUAUCAUGCCCUCAAGUUGGUGAUAGUCUUUAGCUAUUCUUAGAUAGGAAUUACUUCCAGUACCAGCACUGCAGUUGGUCUUUUAAGUAUCUCUUUAAAGGCUGCUUGCUGAGACGUAGUGCUGCAAAAGCUGAUGUUGAACUGCAGAUGCAACUAAAUCCAUGCAUUUGGGAUUGGGAACAAAGGAAGAAAGGAAAUUCUACAUUCCUUUGGAGUGCAAUAAAGUAGGUUUAAAUGUUCUCUACAACUUUAUGUGCAAAACUAUGGUACUUUUAAAGCUUUUUUCCAGGAAUUAAACAUCUGACACAUGCCUCCCUUUGAAUGUUGCACUUUGUAGUGUUAGAAAGCCAAGAGUAUAAUUGGUAAGGAGAGUCUAAAGUAAAGAGAAACCAUCUUGAUAGUAAGCCACCUAGUCAUACUUGUUGCAAAGACCUGACUCCUCGGAAUCCAUCAUCCUCUAAAGCAGGUCAACAGAUGCUGGAAGGGUCUGUUGCUCCCUCCCUCUGAAGGGCUGCCUAAAGGAAAUGCCGAGUGUGUUGUGCAAAUGCAUCUCGUAACAUUUUGUUGUUUUGGUUCUGUUGAUUCCCAAGCACUUGAGACUUUAUUGGACCAGAGUGUCGCCUGGAUUGAACUCAGUCCUUUUGUGAGAUUAAUAGGAGCUCACAGAAGGAGUUUUGUGCUUGAAGUUCUGUCUUUGAUUAUUCCAGUUUCUGACUUCCGUUGCAUGGCACAAAAGCAGGAUUGUUACAGGAAAGGAUGUUUCUGUAACCCUGACCCACCUGCCCUAGAUAGAGAUCAAUAAGGCCCAUACAUUUCUGAUUAUUAAACUACUUUAUGGAAAGGUAAAUAUAACAUACUUAAUGAUAUGCUUGUGAUUUUGGUUCCAAUUCCUAACUGCUGUAGUACUGGGAUAAAAGGCCUGUUUCACUCAGUAUCAUUGAUACAAAUAAUGAGGAUGCUCUGGAAUGAUUCCCACAUACCGUGCAGCACAUACAACCUCUUUUAACUGCCCUAACUUAGUCCUAACUGAUUUGCCUGCUUUCAUUAAGGAAACUGCCUCACCCUUGCAUUGUUCAUAUGGUGGGUUUUGGGGGCUUUUUUCAGAAGUAGGUCUGAAACAUGAGGUUCAUUUUUAGGCAGUGAAUAUAACAAAUUACUACUUGGAACAAGUAACAGCCUGUGCAUGUCACACUCUCGCUUCCAAUAUUUGAUUAACUUACUUUCUCACACAGUUUCAAAAUGGUAAUCCUGCUUGUCUCUGGGGCAUUUCAAUACCCUUAAUUUAAUGGACAGUUCAUCCAUAGCCAUUUUAGAGUUGUCUUCUCCGACCUGUUCCCCUUGGAUGUUGAGGACAUCAAUCCUGGCCAGCAUCACCAGUCUAAGAAUGCGAGAAGCUGUAUUCCAGAGCAUCUUGACGGUACCAGAUUUGGGGAAGCUGCUGUAAAACAAACUGGUAGGAACAAGUGCAUUAGCGCUGUUUGCACUUACCGCUCCUAAUAGACAGGAUGAAGUGUUUGGAAAGGGUCAGCAGGCAGGAAAUAGGCAACAGCAUCCUAAUGAUUUACAAAGCUAGUCAACUUUUCAUGAAUACCAUUUUCUACCAAGAACAGCAAAAAUUUAAAACCAAGUUUUAAUCCAUUGAGGAUUUUGGUGUGUUUGUUUCUGUAAUUGAAGUAUUCAUGUACAUGACAAACUGGUGUCUUAUAUCAUUACAUUCACUAGUUUCUGUGUGUAUAUUUCAUUCUGCACAAAAUGAAAUUGUUGCUUAUGUACUCUAGUGUACAUUCUUUCCUUUGCACUUGUUCUUCCGUGGUAAGAUUUGAGCCCAGAAAAGGAAUUACGCUCGCAUAUGUGUGGCACUCUUUCACACACAUGAGCACUCCGACUGCAAAGCCGAGCUGACCCGCAGCAUAUCAUCACAUGAAACAGCCUGUUGUAAUCUGCUGCAUGUUCCUUUGGGAGUCUGACUGGACUUGUUUUUGAGUAAAUAGAGGGCUGUGUUGUCAAUAAAUCUGUAUCCUGCAGAUAAAUAGUAUGCUACCAUGUUGGGGAACAGGAUUUCAGUCUCUCUGAUAUCUAGUUUUCCACCAAGGGGGAAUUAGGUUGUAAGGAAGAUCACUGAGGCAUAUCAACUUAAUGCUGACUAGUACAACCUAGGCACACGCUGAACUCGCGAACGGCACCUUCAAUCCACAUUGUGUGGGACUCAGUGCACGUGUGUGGAUCCAUCCCUCCAGGUCGAUCCAGGUGACUGAUGAAUCCUGACAAACGACUGGUCAUGUGGACAAACUCUCUGGGCAACCCCCUCUUGAACUCGAGUACUGUCUGGUGCCAGCAUUUUGUGAAUCCAGAUCGCGCGUGUCACGAGUAGUGUUUGCAAGAAAACAGCACAGGGUGGUUGUUGCCUCCUUGUCAAGGGGGUAAUUUAUUUUUCAUCACUCAGGAAUGGGAGAAGGAAGCAGAUGUGCUAGAAAAAACUUCAGAAAAAUUCAACUGUGGCCUGCUGCUUUUAAGAGACAUUUGCCAUAUGACCAUUAUUUUUUUGAGAUCUGCCUUGGAGGAAGUGCAUGAUAGCAAAUACUUCAUACUUCAUUAUUGCCUACAGUAGCAGCUCCCCACUAAUCUUUGGGAGCACAAUGGUUUUUUCCUCCUCUGUGUUCACUUUGCUAAGUAUGAGAUUGUCUGAAACAAUAAAGUCUCCUGUUUUGGUGCCACAUGUCUCAUGUUUUAUUCUUUGAUAGAGCCAUGCUAGUUUGCAGGCAAGCUCAUCAAGGUGAAAUGCCAAAGAUCGUGUUAUAUUACAUGUGCAUGUAAUGAUAUUUUAGAACUAGAGUACAUAAACACAAAAGCCCGAUAUACAUGUGCAGUUUCUUCUGCUUUUAGACAUUAGUAAAAUGGUAAAACGGGCCUCUUCGUGCAUGAAAUGUACACAGCUGCAUGCACAGAAUUGCAAAUCAUUGUGAGGCUUAAACAACCAAACUCUUCUCUUGGAAUGAAACUCUUCAGCAGGUCACAAAUGUAUGUGAUAAAACAUGUAUAUUGCAAUGACAAAUGAACAAAUAAAUAACUGCCUUAUCA